ACAGAAAUCUGAUGAGACUGCCGAAGCGACCAGACCACCAGAUACCAGAUGAAGUUUGUUGCUGCGAGAUGCAAAACAACAUGCACAAGAGGGAAGCUGCUGGUGGUGCAGUGCUGUGAUCUAAUGCCAGCUGACUCCACUGAGAAACGAUUCUUCCUUGAGUUCCCUUAUGACAAUACAGCAACAGACCAAAUGAAAGGCAAAUGCAAUAUUAAAAUGGCAACGAAAUGAGUUAGAGGAAAUUAAAUGACCGCAGGGGUUGGUGCAAGCUCGACGAGUGCUAUUUGUGAUGUGGAGCAAGAGAGCUCAGAGCUGCAGGCUGCCCAUGGACAAGGAAGCCAGGAGAGUAAAUAGAUGAGAUUUUGGGCAGUUUGGAAGGGAGGUGAUUAAGAAGAGAGUUUUGUUGCCAUGGUGGUUCACAGGCAUAAGCGAGGCAAGAUUUGUCAUCGGGGUUGGCAUGCAUUUUAUUACCCCAAGGAUAACUGGAAAAGUAAAUUUGUUUUUGUAAGCAAGUGCUUUUCCUGGUAAAAAAUACAAAACUCAAAGCUAAAUACCAGCUGAGAAAUGAGUUUAGGAAAGGACAAAAUGUUUCUCUGGGUGGCACGAGCAACACCUGAGCUUGAGCUCAGGAUGGGCUGCCCUGGGCUGGGAUCCCAACCCACAUCGGUGCCGGUGCUUCCACACCUCAGGGCAGCACUGAGGUCCCUGUAAGAUCACAGAGGGCUUCCUCGGCCUCUUCUGUCUGGAAUUGGGAUGCCCGGGGAGGGGCUUAGCCUUUCCAGCUCUCCCACACCUUCAGGAGUGAAUUCCCAACUGCUCAGGUCUUUGGGAUGAGCUUAUUCAACAGCCCAAGAGCCUUGGCAUCAGCGGCAGCGUGCACCCUUCUCUCCAGCAGCACAGGGCACGUCGUGCUGAGCUUGGCUCUGCUGGAGGUUUCUCUGAGGUCACUGAUGGAAAAUCACCUCUCGCAGCCGUGGGCUGAGGUUUCUGCCUCAGGCUGCGGCAUCUCUUGUGCUGGAGGGAGCUGUUUGUCACCCAGGGAAACCACAGGCUCUGCAAGGAGGCAGCUUCACGCUGCUGACCCCAGCCCCUGCCCUGACGCACGCUGCACACCCAGACCUGGACACGCUCCUUGGUGCAAGGUGAUGGACUCAACCUCUUCUUGGUGCCAGAUGCUGCUGCGAGGAGGAACUUGGUUGUGACAGCAACUGCUGCUGUGUCCAGGAGGGAUCUUCAGACCCUUGUCCAGCCUCAACCUCUGAGUGCUGGAGUCUGCUCCCGCUCUCAUGUGCUGCCCAUCCCUCCCUCUCACCCAGCGCAGAGCCCAUGCGGUGAUGGCAGCGCCUUGAGUGCCCUCAGGGAGCUUUUCGUGUGCCGCAGUCCCCAAGGGGCACCAGCAGCUAAACAGUGUGAGUGAAGAAGAGAAAACCCCGCUCGUGUGUGUGUGUGCACGUCACAGGAAGCAGCAGCAGCCGCAGCCCCUGCUCCAGCUCCUCGCACCCCUCACACGGCAGCACUGCUGGGAGCACCCAACACCCAGCCCUAGGGACCAGGGCAGACCAAGGGGAUCCCGCAAGGUCCCACAAGGGGGGACCCACUGUGCCAGAGGGACCCUGCAACUGCAGCCUGGGAGCCUGAGCACCCACCAUGGAGGGAGAGCAGAGCCCAGCCGAUGUCUGCCUGGCCCUGAUGGCUCCUGCAGGAUGGUGACAGCAAGAGGCAGCCGGCAGCAGCCGAGGGCCGGGGGUUGAGCCGCGGGAUGGGGAGCAGGCCCAGCCGGGAGAGGCUGCUCAGCACCACCACAGCGGCCUCCGACACCGCGCAGCCCCCGCUGCCCGCACAGGCAGCGCCCGGAGGCUUCCAGGCUCUGGCCCUCUGCGACUUCCCCUCUGGCUCAGGAGCCGUCCUGAGGAUGGGGGAGCAGCUCCGCGUCCUCUCCGAGGACGGGGACUGGUGGCUGGUGGCAUCAGAGGUGUCCGGUAAGGAAUGCCACAUCCCCAGCAGCUGCGUGGCCAGGGUCAGGCACAGGUGGCUGUACGAGGGCAUCAGCCGGCAGAAGGCGGAGGAGCUGCUGCUCCGGCCGGGCAACCGCAGCGGGUCCUUCCUGAUACGGGAGAGCCAGACCAGGCGAGGCUGCUACUCGCUGUCAGUGCGGCGCUGCGAGCGGGGCUGCUGGGACGUGGUGACACACUAUCGCAUCCACCGCCUGGACAACGGCUGGCUCUACAUCGCGCCCCGGCUCACCUUCCCCAGCCUGCACAGCCUCGUGGAGCACUACUCCGAGUUCGGAGAGGGGCUGUGCUGUGCCCUUGGAGAGCCCUGCUCCAUGGAAGGGGUGAGCGUGGCCCCGGUCCCCGCCAUGCCCGCUGUUGUGAAGAAGCCAUCACUCAACUGGGACAAGAUCGACAGCUCCCUCCUGUUGUCGGACACCACGUCCCCUCCUGAGGACUCUCCCAUCAGCCUGGGCCUGCGGGAAGCCAUCAGCUCCUACCUCCUCCUGACAGGAACGGCCAUCCCUGAGCAGGGCACCGCGGGGAAGGGGGAGAAGAACUGCUGAGGGCAGGGACCCGCUUGGCCACAGCCCCAUGGUGGACACCCGGCCUCGUUUGCCUGGUUUCAGCCAUGAUUGCUCACUCAUGCUGUGGGAGAUGGGACAGGGAACAGCUGAGACCAAGGUGGGGACCUGACAGGCACUGAUGCUGGAGGAAGGGGCUGCCCGAGGGCUUGUGCUCCCCAGAGCCGGGCACUUUGCGAUGUGAUGUGUGAGCAGCCCCAGCACCUCCUGCCAUGGCGCCGGGUGAAGGCAGAGGCUGAUCACAGAAGGAGUCACUUCAAUGAAGCCACAUCCGCGCUCCCGCAGCAGCAGGGAAAGAGGAUGUAAAUGUCCCAAAGCCUGGCCGGGGUGUGGGAACAGACCCCUCGAGCUCAUGGACAGACUGAUUUGGGGUGAGGUGUCUGCAGGACAGAACCCUCGUGCUCUCACCCACCCCAAACUCACGCUCUGCCUGCUGGGACCAGCCAACAGCAGCCGGGAGGAGACUGGCCUCUUCCUGCACCUGAAGUAGCUGAUCUCUAAACCUUGUAACACAUGGAUUGCACUGGGCUCAAGGGCCAUAAACCAGCAUCCUGCUGGAAACGCAGCAACCGCCAUUUAUCACGUCUUAAUUAAAGGGCAUCUUGUUCACA
This is a messenger RNA of Strigops habroptila (Kakapo), 3186 nucleotides long. RefSeq names its product Src like adaptor 2 (gene SLA2). Gene Ontology annotation, molecular function: protein binding. Lineage: Eukaryota; Metazoa; Chordata; Aves; Psittaciformes; Psittacidae. The transcript has 9 exons. The record is from RefSeq and is a predicted model, not a curated record. Bases 1760 to 2557 code for a protein of 265 amino acids.